UUCUAUGCAAUGCACGAAAAGAUUGCCCCGGUUUCUGCAGCAACUUCCAUCCCUAGUUUAAAUCAGGUGGCAACACUCUCUUUUCACAAGAAACGUUUCGCGAUUCCGUGCUACAGCCGCUUUUCUUAGGUAAACAUGCCAGAGCUGACUGAAAUCAAAAACGAGGCACCCUCGACCUCCGCUGAGGCUAAGCAGACCGAGGAUGACGUUCGCGUCGAGGAUGAUGGCAGCGAGAGCGAUUCGGAAAUUCCCGAGUUGGAGGAAGCCGACACUGGCACCACACAACUGGGCGGUGGCCAAACCGGCCUGCCCAUCGAUGUUGUGUCCAAGGCUAAGCAGUCGCGUGGCGAGAAGAAGGCACGCAAAAUCAUGCUCAAGUUGGGCCUGAAGCAAAUCCAGGGCGUUAACCGUGUCACCAUUCGCAAGUCGAAGAACAUUCUGUUCGUCAUCAACAACCCAGAUGUGUACAAGAACCCCCACAGCGACACAUACAUUGUGUUCGGCGAGGCCAAGAUCGAAGAUCUGUCGCAGCAAGCGCAGGUUGCCGCUGCUGAGAAGUUCAAGGCCCCAGAGGCUGCUGGUGCUUCCGACAGCGUGGGUGCCACCACAUCUGUGGCUCCUAUCGCCGAAGAGGAUGAGGAAGAGAUCGAUGACACUGGCGUCGACGAAAAGGACAUUGAGCUGGUCAUAACGCAGGCGAACACGACGCGUGCCAAGGCCAUCAAGGCGCUGAAGAACAACAGCAAUGACAUUGUCAAUGCCAUCAUGGAGUUGACAAUGCUCUAAAAGCAUUAAACCGAUGAACUUGGUUGCUUUCGUUGAUUACCCGCCUUUCGAUACAAUAUUACCAACAAACAACAACACAUAAACAAAUAAUUAUGAUACCCCCAAAAAUGUUAUGAGGCAUGCAACUCUGCAUGUCUAGUACACCAGUCGAACAUUUAACAAUUUAUCAGGAGAAGAAUAAAGUGACGUAAACUUUAUAAGUA
Messenger RNA from Drosophila nasuta, 989 nucleotides. RefSeq names its product nascent polypeptide associated complex protein alpha subunit (gene Nacalpha). The record is from RefSeq and is a predicted model, not a curated record. Gene Ontology annotation, cellular component: nascent polypeptide-associated complex. The transcript is spliced from 2 exons. NCBI's taxonomy places the organism in Eukaryota, Metazoa, Arthropoda, Insecta, Diptera, Drosophilidae. The coding region runs from base 136 to 786 and encodes 216 amino acids.